Oncorhynchus tshawytscha (Chinook salmon) is the source of this 885-nucleotide messenger RNA. RefSeq names its product apelin receptor. Gene Ontology annotation, biological process: G protein-coupled receptor signaling pathway; immune response. The coding region runs from base 1 to 885 and encodes 294 amino acids. Gene Ontology annotation, molecular function: G protein-coupled receptor activity. Lineage: Eukaryota; Metazoa; Chordata; Actinopteri; Salmoniformes; Salmonidae. Gene Ontology annotation, cellular component: membrane. The transcript has a single exon. The record is from RefSeq and is a predicted model, not a curated record.
AUGGUUUCGGGCAGCCUGAUAUCGAGCAUCAUCAUGGGGCUGUGCUGUGUUCUAGGCCUCCCUGGUAACAUAGCUGUCCUGGUGGUCAUCCUGCGCCGCUCGUCCCGACGCCUCAACUUCACCCUGUGCCUCAUGCUCAACCUGGCUUCCUCUGACAUCCUGUGCCUGGCCACGGUUCCCGUGUGGAUCUAUACUCCCCGGCAAGACUGGACUCGUGCUGCAUGCAAGUUAGCCACCUUCCUGCUCUGCUUCAGCAUGUGUUCUAACGUGCUAACGGUUACUCUACUCGGUGUCCAUCGCUACCUCCAGGUGCUCUACCCGCAGAUGUGGAACAGGCUGGGGCGCAAGGGGGAGGCGGUGCUGUUCCUGGCACUUUGGGGGCUCGCCGGUGCUCUGACUGCCCCCACCGUUGCCAUUCGCGAUGUGGUUGAUGGCCGGCCCUAUUGCCAGCGACACACUGGCUCCGAUGCUGAAAGAGUUGCUGUCCUUGUCUUGGAGAUAGUUUUAUGGUUUGUGGUCCCGUUCUCUGUGCUAGUCACGUCCUACUGCCGCCUCCACCGGCGGGUGAACCAGACGGCGCUGUUCAGCAGUGCCAAAAUGACCUGCCUGGUCACCAGUGUGGUGGUCACCUUCUUCAUCCUCUGGAUCCCUGUGCACAUUGUCAAAGUGUUAGUUAUCGCCUGCAUUGUGCUGCAGACAUCCUCUCCAGAGGUGUCAGAUGCGCUGCGGAGCCACGGAAAAGCGUUAGCGGUUGUCGCCGUGUGCUUUAUGGUUAUUAACUGCUGCCUGGACCCCUUCUUGUACGCCUUCGCCUCGCGGAGGAUCCGUGAGCAGCCCAAGUCGUCGUCGAGGGGCGAAAACAGGAUGCAGGUCACAAAUAUCUGA